This is a messenger RNA of Pararge aegeria (speckled wood butterfly), 942 nucleotides long. RefSeq names its product ornithine carbamoyltransferase-like. The coding region runs from base 18 to 905 and encodes 295 amino acids. NCBI's taxonomy places the organism in Eukaryota, Metazoa, Arthropoda, Insecta, Lepidoptera, Nymphalidae. The record is from RefSeq and is a predicted model, not a curated record. The transcript is spliced from 7 exons. Gene Ontology annotation, biological process: L-citrulline biosynthetic process. Gene Ontology annotation, molecular function: ornithine carbamoyltransferase activity; amino acid binding.
UCCGAUGUCUAACGCACAUGUGUUCAGGGGGUCCAAGACAUUUGAUUUGUUUCAAAAACUGGAGCGUGGAUCUUAUUAUGGAUGUCAUAGAAAGUGCGUUGAGUUUGAAAUGUAGCUUGCAAGACACACACAGUAAAAGAAUGGACGUCCUAGCCAACUCUAAAGUGAUGAUAUUGCAAGAGGUGAACGAACCGUUUCUUAACAUGGCGGUAUCGAAAGCGGCGACGAUGCUCGGCGCGUAUGACGUCAGCAUUACUGAUCAGCUGGUGUGGGAGCAUGAUUAUAUGGGCAGGGUUUUCUCGUAUAUGGCGGAUGCCAUUUUCGUUUCGACGAUGACGCACAUGUGCGCGCAAAGGUUCGCGGCACAGUCUACUGUGCCAGUUCUGUGCAUGCGUUCCAGGACACACGCGACAAUACAGGCUUUAGCCACUGUCAUGGCUGUUAUUGAACAAUUUGGUACAUUACGUGGAGUGAAUCUAUCAUACGUUGGUUCACCUCAUCCUGUUUUGAACUCUUACCUUCUGUUGUGUCCGAUGCUCGGCGCUAACAUCAGAUUCAAAUGCUGCUGCGAGAAAUGUCCAGUAAGUCCACUUCUGUAUAAAGCCAGCGAAGAAAUCGUGGAGAAAUCCUACACUGAGCUCAAGGGAUGUUCGUGUAAAAACAAAGCGUUGCAAAACGCACACGUCAUCGUAUCUGGCCCAAGCAAUGUGAAGAAAAUUGAUGAAUUCAGAUUAUGUACCAAGGAUAUAGAAUCAAAUACAAACAAACCUUGGAUAUUUUUCCACACUGGUCCACGAGGGAAAGAGGUGGAUGACCAACUGUUUAAUCAUUGCAACUCUAGAACUUUUAAUGCCUUUGAGAAUUUUCACUAUAUAGCUGCUGCAAUGAUGGCAUUUAUGUUAUGAAGAAUUAUAAAUUUUGAUUGUACAAUAAAGAUUUACA